This is a messenger RNA of Xiphophorus hellerii (green swordtail), 6612 nucleotides long. RefSeq names its product microtubule associated serine/threonine kinase 3a (gene mast3a). Lineage: Eukaryota; Metazoa; Chordata; Actinopteri; Cyprinodontiformes; Poeciliidae. Gene Ontology annotation, biological process: intracellular signal transduction; peptidyl-serine phosphorylation. The transcript is spliced from 27 exons. The record is from RefSeq and is a predicted model, not a curated record. Gene Ontology annotation, molecular function: protein binding; magnesium ion binding; protein serine/threonine kinase activity. The coding region runs from base 368 to 4552 and encodes 1394 amino acids.
CAGUUCAGAGAACGGUGCUGCUGAAGGAAAGUUUGUUUCCCUCUCCGAGCUGACCGAGCUACCGCUGUAUGAUGCUGCAUUUCUCGGAAGACAGAAACGGUGUUACUGAGAUUCUGCUCCCGAGAAGAAAACUGAGCUGAACGGACAUGGCCGCUCCAGUCGCUCAGCAGAAGCGAGCUGCCCUUCCGCGGGUCUGGGGUCAGUUUGUCCCGGAGCUGAAUGGAGUUUCCGCUGUUGGACUCUGCGUAGUGGCCUAACCACAGCCAGCAACACAGUCACGGGGAGAGACUGUUAAACAUGAUGCUCCCACUCUAAUGAGAGGACACUGAUUCUCAUAUUUCCACUGGCUUUAUCUGUGACCACCAAUAUGUCCGACCAAAGCUACUAUUGGACCGUUCUGCCCAGCUACAAAACCAGUUUUGUGACUGGAGCAAUGAUGAGAAGGUCGAAAAGUUCCCGUAACAACAAGAGGAGGAGUUUGGCGGUCGGGACUCCGUCGCCCACGCUGUCGCGACCUCUUUCACCUCUUCAUCUCGCAACAGCUGGAAGCAGUCCCUCAGAAAGUCCCAGGAAUAUCUCCACUAGCACCUCUUCCAACUUCCAGUUUGCCCGCAGCCAGCUGGCCCGCACCGAAAGCAGGGUGGAUGGGCGACGAUGGUCUGUGGCGUCUGUUCCCUCCUCUGGAUACUGCACCAACGCCCCCAGUUCAUCAGUUUCUUCCUCAUCCUCCCAUGAGCUGUUGCACCAGCUGCCCUCUCAGCCCACUCAAGAUGAUCUUCACGUCCUCUUCAAACAUUUGCGGAGCUCGGAGAGCGUGGUAGACGAUGAAGGAGCUCACCCAGUGCACCAUGUCAGGGUCCGCUCACGCAGCCUCAGCCCUGGCCGGACCUGUGGAACAUUCGACAAUGAAAUUGUCAUGAUGAAUCAUGUCUACAAAGAGCGCUUUCCCAAGGCAACAGCUCAGAUGGAGGGUCGGCUGCUGGACAUCAUUUCGGAGUAUUCUCCGGACACCGCUCUGCCCCUGGCUGACGGUGUGCUGGGAUUCAUUCAGCACCAGCUGGUGGAGCUGGCCCGGGACUGUCUGGAUAAGUCCCAGGACGGCCUGGUCACAUCCAGGUACUUUGUGGAGCUGCAGGAGAAGCUGGAGAAGCUGCUGCAUGAGGCUUAUGAGCGUUCAGAGAGCGAGGAGGUGACCAUUAUUAUCAAGUUGGUGAAGAAGAUUCUCAUCGUCAUCUCCAGACCUGCCAGGCUGCUGGAGUGUUUGGAGUUUGAUCCAGAGGAGUUCUAUCAGCGCUUGGAGGCUGCAGAGGGCCAAGCCAAAGUAGGCCAGGGCAUUAAGACUGAUAUUCCCCGAUACAUCAUCAGGCAGCUUGGCCUCACUAGAGAUCCACUGGAAGAGAUGGUCCAUCUGGAGCAGCAGACCAGUCCGUGUCAAAGGUCAGCCAGUAGGGAGUCUGAUGACUCUGGAGAGGCAACACCAGUACAGAGCCGAGCUGCCUGCACCCCUCCUCGUAGGAAACCGCUGGAGAGUGACUUUGAGACUAUUAAGCUCAUUAGCAACGGAGCCUACGGGGCCGUAUAUUUGGUGCGCCACAAAGAAACCCGCCAACGUUUUGCCAUGAAGAAGAUUAACCGACAAAACCUGAUUCUUAGGAAUCAAAUCCAGCAGGUGUUUGUGGAACGUGACAUCCUCACGUUCGCUGAAAAUCCGUUUGUGGUCUCCAUGUUCUGUUCUUUUGAGACCAGGAGGCACCUAUGCAUGGUCAUGGAAUAUGUUGAAGGUGGAGAUUGUGCCAACCUGUUGAAGAACAUCGGCCCCCUCCCUGUCGACAUGGCCCGGAUGUAUUUUGCAGAGACCGUACUUGCCUUGGAGUACCUUCACAACUAUGGCAUUGUGCACAGAGAUCUCAAACCUGACAAUUUGCUGAUCACGUCCAUGGGCCACAUUAAACUGACGGACUUUGGGCUGUCAAAGAUCGGGCUAAUGAACAUGACGACCAACCUGUAUGAGGGACACAUUGAAAAAGACACCAGAGAAUUUAUAGACAAACAGGUGUGUGGCACUCCAGAGUAUAUCGCUCCUGAGGUCAUCUUGAGGCAGGGUUACGGCAAACCUGUGGACUGGUGGGCUAUGGGUGUUAUUCUUUACGAGUUUCUGGUUGGCUGCGUGCCUUUCUUUGGAGACACCCCAGAGCAGCUCUUUGGUCAGGUUGUUAACGAUGACAUCAUCUGGCCAGAAGGGGAAGACGCUUUGCCAGCUGAUGCUCAGGAUUUGAUCACCCGACUGCUGAGGCAGAAUCCUCUGGAGCGCCUGGGAACAGCUGGGACCACAGAGGUGAAGAGUCACAUGUUCUUCCUGGGCCUGGACUGGAACGGCCUCCUGAGGCAGAAAGCUGAAUUCGUACCUCAGUUGGAGUCUGAAGAGGACACGAGUUACUUUGACACACGGUCGGAGCGCUACUGUCACCUGGGCUCAGAUGAUGAUGAAACCAACGAUGACGAGUCGUCUCUGGAGCUCAGACAGUUCUCCUCGGUGGCUCACCGCUUCAGCAAGGUGUACAGCAGCACAGAGCACCUGUCCACUUCCACCCCAUCCAAUCAGAGCCUGUCAUCGUCAGAGCGAAGCCACAGUGAGGAGAAGGAAGACCGCUGGGACGGCAGGGGAGUCCUCUCACCGGGAGACGGACACAAGAACUUGGCUGCUGGAGACAGGAGGACAGAUGGACAGAGAGGGAGUCUUCGUCCUCGUGCUUCCUCCAGCUCGUCACAUUCAGAACGCAGCGGCAGCCCGCUGGUCAUAAACAGCACGCAGAGCCCAGACGCAGCGGCUCGCAUCGCCAUCCCCACUGAGGAGGAAGAAGGGAUUGUCUCCAACCUGAGACGGAUCCGCCUGCGGAGCAACAGCACGGGGACGCGGCCAUCGUUCCGCAGAGGCGCGUCGCGGCGCAUCGCCCACCAGCUGGAGACCCCAGAGAAACCCAGGUCCUCCGCUGGAAACGUCCCCAAGUCUGCUUCCAUCUCUGGUCUGUCCCUCAUCAUUACCCCAGAUGACUCGGCUGGUCCUCCUCUAAGUCCCAAAUCGUCCCUGUCCUUGUCGUCCAACCCGUCCUCCCGGGACUCGUCCCCCAGCCGGGACCUGCCCAUCAGCAUCAGCUGCCUCAGGCCCCCAGUGGUCAUCCACAGCUCUGGCAGGAGGUUUGGCUUUGCGCUGCGAGCCAUCAGGGUCUACAUGGGGGACAGCGACGUCUACACCGUCCAUCACAUGGUCUGGUCCGUUGAGGAUGGCAGUCCAGCACACGAGGCAGGACUGAGGGCGGGCGACCUCAUCACCCAUGUCAAUGGGGAGUCAGUCCAGGGUCUGGUCCACACUGAGGUGGUGGAGCUUCUGCUGAAGAGCGGCAACAAGGUGACUCUGCAAACAACUGCGCUGGAGAACACCUCCAUCAAGGUGGGCCCAGCCAGGAAGGCCAGCUACAAGGCCAAGAUGGUGAGGCGCAGCAAGAAGAGCAAGAAGAAGGACGGGCAGGACAGUACUAGGCGUCGCAUCUUUAAGAAGCUGUCGAAGCACACGGCUCCGCCCCCAAUGCAGAGCAGCCGCAGCUUCUCCUCCGGCUUCCCCCAGUCGUCCAGCGACAGCCUCUCCGGCUCCCCCACACCGAGCCUGUCCCCGGGGCCCUCCACACCGUGCCGCUCCCCGGCCCCUGACCACUCUGGAGAUUCCAGCUCGUCUCCGAGUUCCAGUUCUCCCAACUCUCCGGUGCCACAGGCGCGCCCCAGCUCCCUCCAUGUUCAUGGCCGCUACGCCAAAGCCGGCCGCUGCAAGUCCACCAGCAGCAUCCCUCCCUCCCCCCUGGCCUGCAUCCCCCCCCCUCAGCCGCUCUCCCCUCAGUGCUCUCCAUCCUGUCUCCAGAGCCAUCCCAAGUCCCUGCAGGGCUUCCACGGGAAGACACUGUCGCCCCCCAUGGUUGCUCGCCACUCGGUACGCCCACGCAGCGUAGAACCGCCGCGCUCACCCUUGCUCAAGAGAGUACAAUCUGCAGAGAAGCUGACGGGAGACAAGAUGGGUAAGGGAGGUUACCAUGGAGACAGAAAGGCAUACAGUACCCGCCGCCACACCAUGGAGAUGCCACUAUCGGAGGGGGAGGGCCUGGAGGACGAAGACGGGGACACCACCACUAGCUUCGUGUGUGUGGGUGAACACGGCCGGCAGGGGCUGAGCCUCGGGGGGCAGAGGGAGGCCCACGACCCGGCCAGCGCCUGCGUGAACCACCAGCGGCCCGCCGCCAGCUCACCUCAGCACCGGGGCAGCAGCCACCAUCCCAAGGAAGUGAUGAGGAAGAUGGCUCUGUCAGAGCGAAGGGAUUCGUUUAAGAAACAGGAGGCAGUGCAGGAAUUGAACUUUGACCUGGAGGAGGUGGAGGAGACGCCGAGCCUGAAGCCAGGAGCAUUUACAGCGUCCUGGAUCAACCCGUCUCCGGCGGACUCCAGAGGGACGGCGGACGGAGGCGGAGCUCAGCAGAAAGCAAAGUCUAAAGGCAAAGAAGGGUUUUAGUUCUCCCCCAAACGACGCAUCACAUGUCCUUGCAUGAACCCAGAAAACUGUGACCAAGUCAACAAUAUUCUAUCAGAAGACAAGAAAUAAGUCCAUCCCUCCAUCCAUCCAUCCAUCCAUUCAUAAAUCCAUCAAUCAAUCAAUCACUGGCCCCAGACAAAACAGACAGACACUGACUGCUAAACUGUUUACUUCCUCUCUUAGUUUUCAGAUCACUGUGGCACCUGUAACUGAUUUAGUCUGUAAAUAUUUUAUUUUCAUUGAAGAAACUUAUUUAUGGCCUUUUAGACUUCUUUCUGUUUUUUAAGGCCUUUGAUGUUUCAGCCAGACAGCAGGUUGCUGGGCAGCGUAGUCAGGAAAACAGCUGCUUCUCUUCACAUGUUGCACUAUAGAACUUGCUUUCUGCCUCACAUCCAGACCUGUUAAUCCUGAAUACUGUGUAUGCAUCGCCAUACCAUGUUGCCAAAGCUAGAUAUAGCCUUAGCAUGGUUUUCAGAAGCGAUACAAUAGUCUGGAUGAAGGCUCUUCUUCUGGAGUCUUCCAGAGCUCUCAGACUGGGGAAAAAGAUGGGACUGUGGGUGUGUGCAUGUGUGUGUGGGUGUAAGGGUAAGGUUUAGGCUGUAGAAAUGAAUGGAAGUCAAUGGAAAGUCCCUGCAAAGAUAGCUGUGCAAACAUGUGUGUGUGUGUGUGUCUGUGCUUCCAGCCUGCUUCUCAUGCCUCAACGCCAUCAACAAACAUGGCUUAGUUGACUUUUAUUGAGUUUUUAGCGUGUUUUUAUGAAAAACAGUUUACAUUUUCUGCCAAGUCGUCCUGGUUUCUGUUCAGUCGUAGAAGAGUCUUCAGAAUUCCACAGGCGGAUGAAGGAAUAGGUGAACUUUUGUAUAUUUUGCUAUGGAACUGUCUUGUUUCAGUGCUAAUAAUAACCUAUGCUAUAGACUUAUACUGUAUAAUGGUGGACCUUAUAGCAGCUGUGUUCUAGUGAUGUUUUGUGGCCUUGAGAGAGUAGAUGGAGUCGGAUAAAAUCAAUCAAUCUCCUUCUGCCGUUCAGUUCAGAUUUGUGUCACAUCUGUUUUUCUACAGUUGUUUUAUGUUUAAAUGUGUGAAAAGGUUAGUCACCAUUCUGAGACAUUGACUUUAGAUUUAAAUGUUUUGUAUCUGUGAACAAAAGGGACUUGGUUGUUUUUUCUCCACUUAUCACUUUUCCUUUAAAUUCAGAAAAUGUUUAAUUAGUCCUGUCUAAUAAACUUUUUUUCCACAGUAAAGGGAGAUUGAACUUGGAUUGGUAAAAGAAGCUGAGCUCAGGAGAAAAGUUGCACAUGAUUCAGGAUUAAAUAAACUUUUGAAUUUUCCACAGUUUAAGAGUAGAAAUGGGAAGCUCUUCAGCAGUAUCCAUUCACGUUCAUCUAUUUGUAUUUGAAGUAUUUUUUUUUUAUCACUUACUGAAUUAGGAUCAGGAGAGUCUCCUUGUUUCUGGAACACUGUUUAUUCACACUAAACUUUUCCACUUACAUGUUUGUGAAUUAAAUGUGUUCAUCCCAAAUCAACUACUAGCAAUUGGGAAAAACGUACCACAUGGUUGUCUGCUUCAGACUGGUGUGAUAUUAAUUAUUCUCGUAUUAAAAGUGCUUGAAAUAAAUUAAAUGCAAAGGACUCAAGCCCUGGCCGAAACAAAUCUUUUGCCUUGUUGUGUCUUCCUCUUUUGAUAAUUACUGUGCUUAGAUGUGGGUAAAGCAGCUUUAGGCUGCGUACACUUAAAACAUUAUAACCAGAAUGUUAACAUAGCUCUGCAGGGGUUUUCUUUUCUAAAGCAUCUUUAUUUUAAAAAUUUAAACCAUGUUGAGUUCAAAAUUAGGAACUCGUAGCUCCAACGCCUCCAAAAUUGAAUGCUAUUUUUCCUAAUGAAUCAGUACUUGCCUGACAAGAACACAAGCUAAAUGGUAAAGUAUGGAGUGACAACAGAAGGGAUAAAAAAAAAUCUACUUUUUUUAUUAACUGGCUGGAAAGAGAAAACGGACUGGAAAGGACUAUUAACAUAAGUCAAAACCAAUCAACCCAGAAUC